CACUUCCUACUUGACUACCAACGAUACCGUCGAGAAAGACACAAGUUGACAGAAGCACUAGGACAUAAAGCCUCAUCCCCACCUUACCUCUUAUCGAACCCACACGCAACCCCCCACCUCACCCGCUUCAUUAAUGCAACAGGACGACUAUGCCAGACA
Messenger RNA from Suillus bovinus, 159 nucleotides. RefSeq lists its product as uncharacterized. The annotation marks the transcript as partial. NCBI's taxonomy places the organism in Eukaryota, Fungi, Basidiomycota, Agaricomycetes, Boletales, Suillaceae. The transcript has a single exon. The record is from RefSeq and is a predicted model, not a curated record.